AUGACGGUGACAUACUCGUUGGACGUCGCGACGUCGACGUUCUUCACUCAAAUGAAAGUGUUGUUUCGGUGGAAAGUGAGUUUUUAUUUUUUAAUUUCUUCGUCUAACUUUCUCGUUAAGGUAGUAAGAGAUAUAGAAAGCCAAAAAAAUAAUUUUUGCAAAUAAUUUUUUUCAAGCUUUAGACAAUUGAAAAAUGCAGUCCAUUCAUCACCAAGUUUCCAAAAAUACUAAAAAAAUUCAGCCAUCCGAUGGAGAAUUUUUUCUGAAUUGAAAUUGAAAUUCUCUCGCUAAAAUUAGAAUGGAAAAGAUUUCAAGUUGAAAAAAAAAAUUAAAAUAAUCUUAUUCACACCACUGGUCAAUAAAAUCAUAAAGUAUUUAAAAAUGAAUUCGUAAAAAAGGGCCUAACUUUAAGAAUCAAUAAAAAUUAGUGGUCCACAUAUUCAGGGCUCCGUUUGGAAAGCGGUCUGGAUAGAGCUACUAGUCUGGCUGAGCAUGUACUUUACCCUCAGCAUCGCUUAUCGAGUUUUCAUGAGCAAAGCUCAGAGAGCGUCAGUUAAAAGGGAGACUCCUUUGUAAAAGUUUAUGAGAUCUUCAGGCAAUUCGAAGAACUUUGCAAAUUUCUCGACACCUUCUCCGCUUUUAUUCCAGUCACUUUCAUGCUCGGAUUCUAUGUCACUGCUGUUUAUAAUCGUUGGACCAACGUUUUUGCAAAUGUUGGGUGGAUCGAUGCGUGAGUUCUUUUUAUUAGAAAAACCUCAAUUUAUCUUACUGGAACUGAAAAAGACAGGCUUUUCUCAAUUAAAUUCUUCAAAACCAGCUCAACUAACCUGUUCAAGAGCGGCUCUGUCGGUGGCGCAGUACAUCCGCAGUCCAUGCGAAAAGGCCCGCAACAUCCGGCGGAGCAUCAUCCGCUACUUGAUCGUCGCGCAGACGUUGGUCUACCGCGACGUUUCUCCUGCCGUCCGUCGGCGGUUUCCCACACUUCGGCAUCUUGUCACUUCUGGUGGGUCUUAAAGAAACUAUUAUUUCCCGACCAUAUUCACUAGGAUCUUUCAUCGCUAGAUUUUUUAAAGUUUGUAAAAACUAGAAGCUUACGGAGAUCCGUCUCUUCUCUCUCAGUUUCUUUUCCGAUUCAUCAGGAAAAUUCGAAAUUUUCAUUAAACGAAACAUUUCGUCAAGCUUUUGGAGGAAAAGCCUGCUUUCAGGCUUGUUGAGGGAAGACGAGUUGGCCGAGUUUGAUUCUGUGGUCUCCCGUCCGGCCAAGUACUGGCAACCAGUUCAGUGGAUAUUCUGCUAUAUCAACAUGGCUCGAGAUGAAGGGUUCAUCCGGGAUAGCUAUCUCUAUAUUGAUCUCAAUGCGGUUAGUUGAAUUCAAGAAGAAAACCGAGGGCGGAUCAAAAAUUCAGCUUUGAGGGGAAAAUUUACUCUGAGAAAUUUUCUUUACUGCCUUCAAAAAUGCUUCUACGAAGAAGGUCAUUUUGAAAUCCAAGUUUGGGACUUCAUGAAAAUUGGCCAGAACACCCCUUGGUAUACAGUCCGUUUCCGUUUUUCACGACUUGAAAGGGCGGGAAUUCUCUGCGCCCUCCUCGUCUCUCGGCGACCUCUCAUGUUGACGCGCUGUUUCCAUGUAUCUCUGACCUCUCUGUUGAGGGAGCAGAGAGACGCAGACACUCGAAAACUGUCAAGUCGCGGCGGAUGGACUAUAUCAAGAGAAUAUUUUGAAAGCCCUAACCUUGAAAAUUUCUUAGUUUGAGCUCGAAGUUACGAAUUAUUCAACUUUUACAAAAUUUGGUGGCUUUCUUUGAGUUUGAGGUAACGUUUUUUCAGCAGUUAUGAAACUCUGCAGGUUGUGAUUUCUAGGAAUUUCUACAGGUCCAUCAAAGAGUCUUCUUGAUAAUUUUCAAGAAAUUUCAAAGCCAAGUGUGAAAUGUGACUUUCCUUGUUGAGAAAAACUAUUGAAUUAACCACGGAAAAGUCGAAAAAGCUAAAAUUUUGCACAGUCAAUAAAUCAAUCAGUUGUAAAAAUCUGUCAUUCAAUAUUAUCAAAAUAAGGUUCCAGAAAAUCGAGAAAUUCCGCGGUCACCUUCUAGCUCUGGUGCAAUUCGACUUUGUCCCAAUGCCGCUCGUCUAUACUCAAGUUAGUGAAAAAUAGUUUUGAAUAUUUUUUCAAAAAUGUAUCUCUUUUUCUUCGAAAAUCUACACAAAAUUGAUAAAAGAAGCUCCUUUUAGGUGGUCACUUUAGCGGUUCGAAGUUACUUUUUCAUUGCGCUGUUUGGCCGUCAGUUUCUGGACCCGACCCGUAGCUCGGUGAAUCAUAAUUAUCAAAUUAUCGAAUUUGUCUGAAAAAUUAAACAUUUCAGAGACCGAUAGACCUCUACUUUCCGAUUUUUUCAACUCUACAGAUCAUUUUUAUUGUAGGCUGGUUAAAGGUAAAACAUAUUUAGAAUUUUCUGGUUGCAAACGGUGAACUAAGGAAACAAUUGUUUAUUGUUUUUAUCUCAGUCAUUCCAAGUGCGGUCAGAAAAUUCAAAUCGAAAGGAAGUACAAGAAAAAAAAAAUUAAUUCAGGUGUCAGAAGUCAUGCUCAACCCUCUUGGCGAGGACGAUGAGGAUUUCGAAACAAAUUGGAUAAUCGACCGAAAUAUUCAGGUAAUUUGAGGCUUGUGGUUCAUAAAAGUUGUGAAAAUUGCCCUAAAAAAUGGGUUUUAAAAUAAAAAAAACUAACAGAGAAAUAUAUAAACAGUGAAAUUUUAAAAAACCACACAAAGUCGUUCCAAAAAUUGAUAAAGUAGUCCAUUAUAAAAACAUUAAAGUGACCUCUAGAAGAACAUAACUUUAGUGAGCCCUUGAGUAGGUCGGAGAAAGUUAUUCACCUAUAAAAGUCGUAGUGUUCCCUAUAGUGAAAAAAAAAUCGUAACCUUUUAAAACUUCUUUUUUUUGCGAGCGUCUGUUCAAAUUUUAGUUUAACAACCCUUCAACUCAGGCACUGGUGCGCGCACGCGCGGGGGUACUGAUUCUUUUUUCCCUUUUCCACUGAAAUACGGUUUUAAAAAAUUUUUUAUAUUUUUGUGAAACUACCCAGUGCCCCUGCUCACUUUUAAAAGUUGUUCCGAGCAUUUUCGAACAAAUUUAUGAAAAAAAAUUGCCAAGUGAAACUUUGAUAUUUCAUAUUUUUGUGCAAUCUAAUUGUUAUAAACUGGUGCAAAAGCAAUGAUAAGAGAUGAAUAGACAUGAAAAAAAUAUUAAAAAUUAUAACUUUUCAAUUAGUUAAAAAGCUAAAAAACAAGAGAGACACCCCGCGCGUGCGCGCAGCAGGCGGCGCGCAUGCGCACUUUUGGCAACAAACACGCGCCGUCAGUGCCUGAGAAGUGGCCACUGAGCAUCAUAAAAUAUAGCGACCGAUUCAAAAGCCCCUCGGAAAACUACUAGAAUGACGACUACCGUUACAAGUUUACCUAGAUUCUUCUUAUUAGAAUUAUUUUCGCUUCUAGCUCUGGAAGAAAAGCCCUCGGAGGUUCUAAAAUCAAAAGAUAAAUAUCAGAUCGGCUACGCUGCGGUAGAUCAAGCCUACGACAAGUGUCCGAAAUUGGCGCGCGACUCGUUUUGGGGCGAAGAUCAGCCAGAGCCGCUGUACACGGCGGACGCGGCUGAACAUCGAAACGCCAACUUCGAGGGGAGCUGUGCGGCAAUGUGUGGAUUUUAUCAUUUUAUCAUAUCCUCAAAAAAAUCCUCAGAAAUCCUUAUAACCAAUAAAUCAAAAUUAAUUUUAAAAAAAUUCACAAAAAUUUUUUUAUUCUGUUAGAUAGACUUUUUUUGAAUUCGAGGCGGUUUUGAAUGCCAAUCAAAAAAAGAAUUUGUAUUUUUUUCUCAUUUUUUUGAAGCUGAAGCUCGUUAAGAUUGCACAAAUACUGAAAAAGUCUUUUUUUAUCAAUAAAAAAAUGUAGCGUGAGAAUGUCGAUUUUUUUGACCAAAAUAAAAAAAUUGAGGAAAAAUUCGCAUCAGUUCUGAAUCUGCUUUCUUUUUAUUAGUCGCCUGUGAAGUUGUUGAGAAUUAUAUUUUCCAUUGAAAAAAAUAAAAAAAUCUUUUUUUAGAUUGCCACUCAAGAACUUCAGAGUAAAAUUCCAUAAAAACUCAAUUUUUCAAUGUUUUUCAACUCUGCUCGAACAUCCACCUUGCUUCUUAGUAUCUUGAAAAUCAAAAAAAAGUUGUUCAGGAACUUCGAUCCCGACGAGGGGAUCUUUUCUCGGAUUCGGCGGCGAUCUCUAAGACCUUCCGACGCUGAUUCUGUCGACACGGCUAUCACAGUCCCUACAGUUCUCACGAAGACUUCCAAGUCUUGAAAAGCCUCUGAGAUUCUAAAAAAUGACGGAAAAAAUUAAGAAGCUACAAUCCGAGUGGAGAAAGGCUUCAGCUGGAGACGAAGGUCAAGCGACUUUCGGAUGUGUUUGACAAGUUUAUGGCGGAGCGAAGGAAUAGUGUUUGUGGGUUUCGAAUUCUUAUCUCGCCAUGUAUUUUUCUUCAAAUACUUAACAUGGUAGGUCGUUUUACCAUUCGGUUGGGGAUUUUCUGAUGAUUGCUUCAAAAGCCCAAACCAACAAAGCUUGCUAUUUUUCAAGAAAGAGGGGCUCAAAGUUUCAAAACAAUUUUUGACGGAUUUUGCCCGUUUCCUACGACUUUGAGGAGUCACUACUCGAAAACUAGGAAGUUUGGAAGGUUGAGAACUCCUGGAUCUUCACCUAGUACAUCAAGAAAUAGUCUGGUCGACUUCCAGAAAAUAUUUCACCUGACUGUACUAUGACCUUCUUGUUAGAUUAGGCUUGGAAAAUUUUUCAAAAAAGCUUUAAUGUCCCCUAGCGUCAAGAGUAGUAUAAAAAUGAAUGAAAUUUGUGAAAUUUUUCGAAAUCUCGCUCAGUUCAAUCGAGCUUCGGCUCAGUUAACCAUUGCAACACACCAAAACUUCUACAAAAACUCCUAUGGCAAAAUUUUAAGGUCUCGCCGCUCUGGACUUGAAUCGCCAACGGGAACCAAGUCCAGAAGCCGAUGAAAAAGAAGAAGAAGUUCUGGAUCUUCGUUUGAAAAAAGUGGAACCAGAUUCUACACAAGUCGAAGAAGAGCAGAAAGAGGACAGUUCCAGGUACAAAUUUAAGAAAUUUUUUUGAAAAAAGGGUACAAAAUAAAUUGAAAUAUUUUCGUUAUGUAAAAAUAGCUUGUAAUCUCUUCAUUUUAGUCUCAUAAAAGCAACGGUUUUUCCGAAUCGCUUUUUUUCAUUUUCGAGCCAGCAGUUAAAAAUCUGAUUUUUUGUUUCGCUCAAGGCCGAAUCGGAAAAUAAAGCUUGAGGCUCUUUUGUUUUGAAUGAAAAUGGUGAAAUUCUACUUUUUUGAAGUUACUUAUGAGUUGAUAAAACGUUGUCCUCCCACGACGAAUUUUUAAAAAUUCUCAAUUUUCUUCGUACCCGACAUAAGAAAAAAACAUUUAAACCGCGUAUAAGCUUCACGAAGAAUUGAAAAAUCGUGUAAACUCACUUUCAAAUUACUUUUAGGGAAAAGCCGAGGUCCUGGCGAUCCUCAACAGCUCCAUCAGUCGCUGUGGAAAUUCCCGAGCCGAGUAAUUCUGAAGAAUCGAACCAAUCAACAAUUAUAUUACCACAAGGAACGCGAAAAACGGUACAAAUCGAGAAUUUCAGCUAUUUCAAUAAUUUUUCAAGCCCGUGACUUGGUUCGUCGAUGAAAUGCCGACAAUUGAGGAGGAAGAGCAACGGCGAAGGAGCUUCACAAAAGGUACAAAAUUCUUGAUUCGUGAAAAAAAAAAUUAUUUCAGGAAUGGACAAAGACGGGAAAACGGGAAAAACCUCUCCUACUAAAAAAGACGAUUGA
Caenorhabditis auriculariae is the source of this 5872-nucleotide messenger RNA. NCBI's taxonomy places the organism in Eukaryota, Metazoa, Nematoda, Chromadorea, Rhabditida, Rhabditidae. The record is from the annotation of a GenBank genome assembly.